Molecule: messenger RNA, 222 nt
Organism: Closterium sp. Naga37s-1
Lineage: Eukaryota; Viridiplantae; Streptophyta; Zygnematophyceae; Desmidiales; Closteriaceae
Source: the annotation of a GenBank genome assembly
AUGAUUGCAAAAGGAGAGGGUCUCGAGAAGAAAGAGAAAGAAUGGGGGGAGGAUGCGGGGUGGGAGGAGCACGAGGCAGAUGCGAGUGAGCAGGUGGAACGAGAGGAAGAGCAGGAAGAUGAGCGAGAGGAGAGGAACGAGGAAGAGGACGACGAGGAGCGAAGAGCAGAGGAGCGAGGAGAGGAGGAGAGAGGGGAAGAGGAGGUAUUUUCGAUGCGCUUG